UAAGCAGCACCGUAGAUGAAAUUCCACAGCUCGUUCGUUGUUUGCUGCAGGAGAGCAGUGGGUGGCAUCAGUUUCUGUCUGUUUCUCAGGAGCAUUGCGGCCACGGAUCAUGAACCGACAGAUGCCAGGAAAUCCUUCCCCUGCUUUGACGAGCCCAACAAAAAGGCAACUUACACAAUAUCUAUCAUCCACCCCAGUGAAUAUGAUGCAAUUUCAAACAUGCCAGUGGCGAAAAAAGAGCCAGUGGAUGGCACCUGGACUCGAACAACUUUUGAGAAGUCUGUCCCCAUGAGCACUUACCUGGUGUGCUUUGCUGUGCACCAGUUCACCUCCAUACAGAAAAUCUCAAACAGUGGGAAACCCCUCACUAUUUAUGUCCAGCCAGAGCAAAAGCACACAGCUGAAUACGCAGCAAACGUAACCAAAAUUGUGUUUGAUUACUUUGAAGAAUACUUUGGCAUGAAUUACUCUCUUCCUAAGUUAGAUAAAAUUGCGAUUCCAGAUUUUGGCACAGGAGCCAUGGAGAACUGGGGGCUCAUCACGUACCGGGAGACCAACCUGCUCUACGACCCCAAGGAGUCCGCUUCCUCCAACCAGCAGCGCGUGGCUGCUGUGAUUGCCCACGAACUUGUGCACCAGUGGUUUGGGAAUAUCGUGACCAUGGACUGGUGGGAUGACCUGUGGCUGAACGAAGGCUUUGCCUCUUUCUUUGAGUUCCUGGGAGUGAACCACGCAGAAAAAGACUGGCAAAUGCGUGACCAGGUGUUACUUGAAGAUGUGUUACCUGUGCAAGAAGACGACUCACUAAUGUCUUCUCAUCCAAUUAUUGUUUCUGUGGCGACCCCUGCUGAAAUCACAUCUGUUUUUGAUGGAAUAUCAUACAGCAAGGGAGCUUCCAUUCUGAGAAUGCUGGAAGACUGGAUGACUCCGGAGAAGUUUCAGAGAGGAUGCCAGAUUUACUUGCAAAAGUUCCAAUUCAAGAAUGCGAAAACUUCAGAUUUUUGGGAAGCUCUGGAGGAGGCCAGUAGCCUGCCCAUCCGGGAAGUGAUGGACAGCUGGACCCGGCAGAUGGGCUACCCCGUGCUGAGCGUCGGGGACGGCAGGGUCAUCAGGCAGCAGCGCUUCCUGCUGGACGCGAGAGCCGACCCGUCCCAGCCGCCUUCGGAUCUCGGUUACACAUGGAACAUUCCAGUUAGAUGGACCGAAAAAAAUCUGUCAGACAUUACAGUCUACAAUAGGUCAGAAAAAGGAGGAAUCACUUUGAACUCUCUUGAUCCUACUGGAAAUGCUUUGCUCAAAAUAAACCCGGAUCAUAUUGGGUUUUAUCGUGUAAAUUAUGAAGUACCAACUUGGGGACAGAUAGCUUCGGCUCUUGACUCAAACCACACGGACUUUUCUUCUGCUGACCGUGCAAGUCUUAUCGACGAUGCUUUUGCCCUGGCAAAAGCUCAGCUCCUAAAUUACAGCGAGGCUCUGACCUUGACCAAGUACCUCGGCCGGGAGCGGGACUAUCUGCCGUGGCAGAGAGCCAUCUCGGCCGUCACAUACAUCAUCAGCAUGUUCGAGGAUGACAAGGAGCUGUACCCACUGAUUGAGGAAUACUUCCGAAGCCAAGUGAAGCCCACUGCAGAUUCUCUAGGAUGGACAGAUACUGGUGACCACCUCACAAAGUUGCUCCGUGCCUCUGUGCUAGGCUUCACCUGCAAGAUGGGAGACUCGGAAGCCUUGAAAAAUGCUUCCCAGUUGUUUGAGCAGUGGCUGACCGGGACUGUAAGCAUUCCUGUAAAUCUCAGGCUUCUGGUUUAUCGGUAUGGCAUGCAGAACUCUGGCAAUGAGACUUCAUGGAACUACACUCUGGAACAGUACCAGAGUACUUCGUUAGCGCAAGAAAAAGAAAAACUGCUGUACGGAUUAGCAUCAGUGAAGAGUGUUCCUCUUUUGGCAAGGUAUUUGGAUUUGCUCAAGGAUUCAAACAUCAUUAAAACUCAGGAUGUGUUUACAGUCAUCCGCUAUAUCUCCUACAACAGUUACGGGAAGAGCAUGGCCUGGAACUGGGUACAGCUGAACUGGGACUACCUGGUCAGCAGAUUUACGAUCAAUAACAGAAACCUGGGCCGGAUUGUCACGAUAGCAGAGCCGUUCAACACAGAAUUACAGCUCUGGCAGAUGAAGAGUUUUUUUGAAAAAUAUCCAGAUGCUGGAGCAGGAGAAAAACCUAGGGAACAAGUCCUGGAAACAGUGACAAACAACAUAGAAUGGCUUAAGCAAAAUAGAGACGCCAUAAGAGAGUGGUUUUCUAAUUUACCCAAGAAUGGUUAAUGUGUCCAAAUGCCAUUUUAAUUUUGUGACUGUUGUUUCUCCUAUUAAGCAAAACAUUAAUUUUCCAGCACUGCACGGGAGCCUGAAAAAUGAUGCUGCUUUUGCUAAGUGCUGUGUUGAUGUCUUGCAAAGCUUUUAAAUUGUUCUUCUUUGUUUAUGAAGGAAGAUACUAAUAGAGUAUUUAAUAUACUCAGGGAUUUCUUCUAAGUGUACUUCAUAGGAGAUGAUUUUCAAACUGAAGAGAAUUUAAUAGUUAUUUUAAUGUCUUUAAAUAUCAUUCUUUGUAUCUUAAAUCUGUGAAAAUAGAACAAUUUGGUCUUAGCUUUACAUUUUUAGUACCAAAGAAACACCACUUAAUCUUCUCCCUUGAUUGAUUUUUAAAGUUUAAAUAUCAGUACUUGAGGGACAUAUUACCAUCUUAAUCUUUAUUUUAUUAUUCUGAAUUACACAGACCUAAUAUCAUCUUAUUCACAUAUGUCUUACUGCUUUAAAUCCUACCAAAGUAACCUGGGCUUAAGUUUUGCUGGAGGACUGCAUGAAUUAGCCAAGGAAAUGGCUGAUUGUUGGCUUUUCUUUUAUAAAAUCAACAAGAGAACUCUUCAUUCUUUUCAAAAAUAAAUCUAAAUUAUUACCUUGAAAAAUGUUUUACAGUGUCACUUUCUCCUAAAUAAAUGUGACAGUGGCAUUCCCUAAAAAAUUUAGCAAGUCACAUCUCUGAUUCGAGAAGCUGGCCUUUUUUUGUGCCUGGGACUUUCUCAUCUUACACCUAUCCCUUACAAAGCUCCUUCAAAUAUGCUAUCAAAUUAUAGGGAACAUAGUGCUUAACUGUGCUCCACGGAUUUUAGAGGAAAAAAGAUAAAUAAUUGGAAACUUUUCAGGAAAGAGAUGGCAGACUGUUCCAUAAAGCUAAAUGGAAUUAGCAUUUCACUUUGACCUCACCUAGCAAUCUGAGUGUGAAAAUAGGGAAAUUUAUGGAAGUCUAUAGCAUGGCUCAGCAUAUUUCUUAUAGCUGGGUUUUACAUAUAAACCCUUAGAUCCUCAUCCACACAGAACAGCACCGGUCACGUUUAAAUGCACGAGUCCGUUCAAGACAUCCAUUUCCUACACACUGGUGGCCAGAGCAGGUUUACUGUGGCCCUUGAUGCCCAACAGAUCCACAAUGUAAGUCCAGGCAGGAGAGAAAUCUCAAUUUAUAUAGCCUCUUCAGAGCUAUAGGGCAAUUUAGGGCUGGCUUGCUGAGAAACAAAACCAAUGGGUACAGUUACAAUCUUGGCGUCCACUUUGUACAAGCACAGUCACUGGCUGGGAAACUGUGUCAACUUUCCUAUCUCUGUUUCUUAUGACUUCUUGAUCCACACAGCUAAACUAGUGAAUUCAAAUGAAUGCAAAAAAAAAAAAAAAAAAAGAUAAAAAAAAAAUUUCCAGGCAGAUGUUUUUUAAACAUUAUUUUAAAUUAUUUCAAAAGCAAAAAGAGUUAGAUUUCCUCAGUCAUCAGGAAGAUGCCACUGGCUUCGUGGAGCUUGACAUCCUAGCUUCAGAUUCUGAGCCCAUCGGGGGGAGCCCUGGUGGCCGAUACACUGCUUCAAGUGGACAAAUUAAGAAGGGAGUGGUUUAGGCCUCCGUUUAUGAAAUGAACUCUUCAAAGAAAUAUAUAUGAGUUGGAGGGAUGAUAAAUAAGGUGGCUCCCGGCUGGUCUCCUGGUCAUUCUGUCUCCUUCCAUUUUAAACAUAAAGCUGAGAACGAAUUAUCGAGUUCUCUUCCCCACAGUGAAAAGAAGAGCUGGAUUUCAUCCACUCAAAUUCCUCACCAAGUACUUCUCAAGCAGAAUCUGGAUUUUUAAAAGGCUUCGCACCCACUACGUAGAGCUACUUCUUGUCACAGUUUUCAUAGGGGGGAAAUUCUACUGAAG
Fukomys damarensis (Damara mole-rat) is the source of this 4228-nucleotide messenger RNA. It is a transcript of the gene Enpep, whose product is annotated as glutamyl aminopeptidase. Gene Ontology annotation, molecular function: zinc ion binding; peptide binding; metalloaminopeptidase activity. Gene Ontology annotation, cellular component: cytoplasm. Gene Ontology annotation, biological process: proteolysis; peptide catabolic process. The record is from RefSeq and is a predicted model, not a curated record. The transcript is spliced from 19 exons. Lineage: Eukaryota; Metazoa; Chordata; Mammalia; Rodentia; Bathyergidae. Bases 16 to 2319 code for a protein of 767 amino acids.